This is a messenger RNA of Diceros bicornis minor, 2180 nucleotides long. RefSeq names its product zinc finger protein 14-like. Lineage: Eukaryota; Metazoa; Chordata; Mammalia; Perissodactyla; Rhinocerotidae. The transcript is spliced from 4 exons. The record is from RefSeq and is a predicted model, not a curated record. Bases 76 to 1326 code for a protein of 416 amino acids. Gene Ontology annotation, biological process: regulation of DNA-templated transcription.
GCCUCUGUCACGCUGUGAUCUGCACUGGCCGUGGGAGUCAUUGGAAGGACUCAGGGGGACCCAGGAGACCUAGAAAUGGACUCAGUCACCAUUGAGGAUGUGGCUGUGAACUUCACCGCAGAGGAGUGGGCUUUACUGGAUCCUUCACAGAAGAAACUCUACAGAGAUGUGAUGUGGGAAACCUUCAGGAACCUGGUCUCAAUAGGAAAAACAUGGGAAGAUCAUGAUAUUGAAGAUCAGUACAAAAUCCAAGGGAGAAAACAGAGAAGUCAUAUGGUAGGGAGACUCGGUGAAAGUGAAGAGGGUAGUCAGUGUGGAGAAAACUUCAGCGUUAUUCCAAAUCUCAAUCUGAACAAGAAAACUACUGGAGCUAAACCAUGUGAAUGCAGUGCAUGUGGAAAAGUCUUCAUGCAUCAUUCAUCCCUUAAUAGGCAUGUUAGAUGUCACACUGAACACAAACCAUAUGCAUUUCAAAAAUAUGGAGAGAAGCCACAUACAUGUAAGGAAUGUGGGAAAGCCUUCACUUUUCCCAGUUCUCUUCGAAUUCAUGAAAGAACUCACACUGGAGAGAAACCUUAUGAAUGUAAAAACUGCAGUAAAGCAUUCAUUUCUCUCAGUUCACUUCAAAAACAUGAACGAAUUCAUACUGGAAAGAAACCCUUUGAAUGUAAAAUAUGUGGUAAAGCAUUCAGUUUUCCCAGUAAUGUUCAAGUACAUGAAAGAACUCAUACUGGAGAGAAACCGUAUAACUGUAAGACAUGUGGGAAAGCCUUCAGUUUAUCUUGUAGUGUUCAAGUACAUGAAAGAAUUCAUACUGGAGAGAAACCCUAUGAGUGUAAGGAAUGUGGGAAAGCCUUUAUAACUUCCUCAAGCCUUCAAGCACACAUGAUUUCUCACACUGGAGAUGGGCCUUAUAAAUGUAAGGAAUGCAAUAAAGCAUUCAUUUCUCCCAGUGCAUUUCGAACACAUGAAAGAAUUCAUACUGGAGAGAAACCCUUUGAAUGUAAAAUAUGUAGUAAAGCCUUCAGGUUUUCCUAUUCUCUUCGAAAACAUCAAAGAACUCACACGGGAGAGAAGCCCUAUGAAUGUAAAAAAUGCAGUAAAGCAUUCACUUCUUCCUGUUCUCUUCAAAAACAUGAAAGAACUCAUACCGGAGAAAAACCUUAUGAAUGUAAAAAAUGCAAUAAAGCAUUCAGUUCUUGCAGUUCUCUCCGACUACAUGAAAGAAAUCACACUGGAGAGAAACCCUAUGAAUGCAAAAAAUGUAGUAAAGCAUUCACUUCUGCCAGUUGUCUUCGAAAACAUGAAAGAACUCAUACUGGAUAGAAACUGUAUGAAUGUAAAAAAUGUAGUAAAGCGUUUAGUUUUCCCAGUUCACUUCAAAGACAUGAAUGAAGUCACAAUGGAGAGAAUUCCUGAGGAUGUCAAUAAAAUGGGAAAGCCUUUAUUUUUCAUGAAUACUUUCGAGGAUAUGCAAGAAUGUGCACUAGAGGAAAAACCCUGUAAAUGUAAAGAAUGUGGGAGAGCUUUAUGUCAUCCCAGUUCUUUCUGAAGGCAUGAAGGACUCACUUGAUAAACACCUCUUGACUGUAAACAGUGAGGGAAGGAUUUCAAUUGGCCUACAUCCUUCUCUGUGAAACUCCCUCCAAAAAGAAAUAUAAAUGUAAGUCAGGAAAGCUUGAUGGAAAUUAAUUUGCAUGUAAUGUUCUAAAAAACUUUCAACAUGAAAGAGUUGUUAUAAAAGUUAUAAAUAUAUUGUUUACUAAGCUUCUUUCUUAAAGUGCAACAUUGGAUUGUGGAUUUCUACUAAUAACUUUCAGAAAUGAAUAUUGAGGUGAGAAAAUUCUGCAAGUCACUCUUUCUUAAUACUACAUAAAGAUUAAUAGGUGGUGCUUUUUUCUUAAAUCAGUUAAUAAUAUUUUCUCCUUUAAUUUUUUUUAUAAUGUUUUAAUUGUUCUGUGUUAAGGGGCCAUUGAAAAAUGGCAGUUUGUUGUUGUCCAAACUUUUUUACUCGCGUUGUAUUGAAAUUCCUGGAUAUGCCUAAUCUGUUGUAUGUAUUGUACCUUUCUUACAGAAAGCUCCUUUUUUGGGGUGAUAGGUGUAGGAACUUGUUUUUAUUUUCUAUAUUAUUAAACAGUUGGAAUAAAUUUUAAUGUACGGCAAGUUUGUCAAAGAAUAUG